Orycteropus afer afer is the source of this 930-nucleotide messenger RNA. It is a transcript of the gene C1QTNF12, whose product is annotated as C1q and TNF related 12. The record is from RefSeq and is a predicted model, not a curated record. Lineage: Eukaryota; Metazoa; Chordata; Mammalia; Tubulidentata; Orycteropodidae. Bases 1 to 930 code for a protein of 309 amino acids. Gene Ontology annotation, biological process: negative regulation of gluconeogenesis; positive regulation of D-glucose import across plasma membrane; positive regulation of insulin receptor signaling pathway. Gene Ontology annotation, molecular function: hormone activity. The transcript has 8 exons.
AUGCAGAGCUGGGCAUGGGCCGUGGCUAUGGCCCUCUUCUGGACACAACUCAUGCUCCUUGGGGGUGUUGGGGCCCGGCGGGAGCCCAAGAGGCCACGGCAGCCCGGCCAGCGCACCGUGUCCCUCAAUGCCACCAUCCCCAACAGCCAGGAGCUACUCAGCUCCCCCAAGCCACCUGAGGCCUCAGGGCCUGAGUUCUCAGAUGCCCACAUGACAUGGCUGAACUUCGUGCGGAGGCCAGAUGACGGGGCGGUGAAGAAACGGUGCCGCUCCAGGGAUAAAAAGCUGCGAGGCCUCUCAGGCCCCCCAGGGCCUCCUGGCCCCCCUGGUCCCCCAGGGCCUCCCGGUGCUGAAAUCACCCAGGAGGCCCUUCUUCAGGAGUUUCGGGAGAUGCUGAAAGAGGCCACUGAGCUCCGGUUCUUGGGGCUGCUGGGCCCACUGCUGCCUGAGGGAGCAGGUGGGCGGCUGGUUGCCGAGGCCUUCCACUGCCAGCUGAAGGGCCCCGUGCUGGUGGACAAAAAGACAUUGAUGGAGCUGCAAGGCUUCCAGGCUCCCACGGCCCAGGGUUCCUUCCUUCGGGGCUCAGGCCUGAGCCUGGCUUCAGGGCGUUUCACAGCCCCAGUGUCUGCCAUCUUCCAGUUCUCCGCCAUCCUGCACGUGGACCUCAGUGAGCUGAAGGGCAGGCCCCAGCUUCGGGCAAGGGAUACAGUCCGUGUGCUCAUCUGCAUUGAGUCCCUGUGCCACCGCCACACAUCCCUGGAGGCAGUCUCAGGCCUGGAGAGCAACAGCAGGGUCCUCACAGUGCAUGUGCAAGGGCUGCUGCAGCUGCAGGCUGGGCAAUCGGCCUCCAUCUUCGUGGACAAUGGCUCCGGGGCUGCCCUCACCAUCCAGAGCAGCUCCAGCUUCUCAGGCCUGCUCCUGGGCAUGUGA